Molecule: messenger RNA, 1794 nt
Organism: Cladophialophora yegresii CBS 114405
Lineage: Eukaryota; Fungi; Ascomycota; Eurotiomycetes; Chaetothyriales; Herpotrichiellaceae
Exons: 1
Coding region: 1-1794 (597 amino acids)
Molecular function (GO): monooxygenase activity; oxidoreductase activity, acting on paired donors, with incorporation or reduction of molecular oxygen; heme binding
Source: RefSeq, a predicted model, not a curated record
AUGUCGCAGCAGGAACGAAGCUCUUCGUUCCUCCACCACACCGUCACAGGAGCGCUACAUCAUCCAGUCCAGUCAGCUAUCGUUCUCCUCUUCAUCACCGCCGUGGUCACGCGCGUCAUCACGGGACUCCAAUACCGCGCCACCGUGUCAAAUCAGCCACCGGGAAACAGUCCGCGAACUGUGCCUAUUCUCCCAUAUUGGAUACCGUGGAUCGGCCAUGCGAUCAACUUCGCCGCCGGGGGUACGGCUUUCUUAACGGCUGCAGCACGGUCACUCGGGGGCAAUGGCUCCAUCUACGCGCUGUGGAUGGCCAACUCCAAACACAAUGUGGUCACGGUUCCUAGUCUGGCGAAACAGAUCUUGAUGGACAGGAGCAGCCCCAUCACCAUGGAGGAUUUCAUCUAUCAUGUCAUGAAGACCUUCUGGGGCGACGGGGGUGCGAUCAAAGCCAUCGAUCCUGCUCUCCUGUGGGGCAACAUCCAUGGAGUCCUGUCCGGCAUGUUGCGCGAAAGCUUCGUCACCACGGCCAUCAAGGUCACCGUCGACAUGGUCCAGGACAGAACAUGGAAUCUGGUCUCUGGCGCAGCGAGUCCUGUGGACCAGAGUAUCUGGGAACGACAGGGGAGUGUCGAGAUUCUGUCCCAGGGGAAAAGUGAUGGUGAUUUCGUCGCCGAAGCCAGUCUCAUGCCUCUGAUACGGUAUUUCGUGGGUGACAUUGCCACGACGGUACUGUUUGGGAAGGACUUUAUGGAGAAUAAUCCCAACAUCAUGCCGGACCUGUGGGAAAUGGAUACGCGCUUCAAUCUCUUCUUGGCCGGCGCGCCAAGCUGGUUUCCGGGGAUGGGUGGGCCAGCAAAAGCAAGAGAACGCAUCAUUCAAGCCAUCGACGAACAUCACCAGGCGUUGUUCAAGUACCUCGACGGUCAAGACCCCGGGUCCAGGUGGAGUGACAUGUCUGACGUCUCUUCCGUGAUUGUCGAUCGUGCGCGAGAGUUCAAGGCGGCGGGAUCCUCGCCUAGAGGAUGGGCCACCGGCAACGGGGCGAUCCUGUGGGCCAUGAACAUCAAUGCCAAUGCCGUGGUCUUUUGGAUGGUAUGGUAUGUCUUUUCGACGCCGUCGUUAUUACAGGAGAUCCGGCGCGAGAUUGCUCCCCAUGUACGAUUCCACCAACCAGCCGCGACUGGCCUUCCGAUCAAGGAGCAACCGAAGCUUGAAAUCGACGUGGCUGCUCUGUGGACCAAAUGUCCUCUCCUGAAAGGGGCGUUCUUCGAGGCAAUGCGCCUGGAAGCUCCAAGUAUGUCAUACAAGAUGGUCGAGGACGACUUUGUGGUCUACGAGGACGAGAAAGAUGCCAGGAGCUUGGGCAAGAAGGAGCCUCAAAGUUGGCUGCUGAAGAAGGGAGAGCUAAUCUGCAUUCCACACGGGGUACAUCAGAGCGACGAGAAAUAUUUCCGCGAUCCCGAGCGAUUCGACCCCCGACGAUUCUGGGCCAAGGAAAGUCAGGCGGAGAAGGGCCAGAAUGGUCACGUCAACGGUGAGGCGGAGGACGACGCCGAAAUCAGAGUGGAGUACAAGACGAUGAAAGUCUGGGGCGGCGGCAAGCAGAUGUGUAAAGGCAAGACGUUCGCCGAGAGGGAAGUCGUCCUUUUCGGAGCCGCGAUCAUCAUGCAAUGGGACAUCGAGCCCGUCAACAAUGGUGGUAAGUGGGUGCACCCAGGUCGCAUAGUCGGCGCCGGUGCCAUGAACCCGAAGAAAGACGUCCGGGUUCGGAUGAAACGAAGGGAGGGAUGGUAG